Psilocybe cubensis is the source of this 954-nucleotide messenger RNA. RefSeq lists its product as uncharacterized. Gene Ontology annotation, molecular function: rRNA small subunit aminocarboxypropyltransferase activity. The transcript is spliced from 7 exons. The coding region runs from base 1 to 954 and encodes 317 amino acids. Lineage: Eukaryota; Fungi; Basidiomycota; Agaricomycetes; Agaricales; Agrocybaceae. Gene Ontology annotation, biological process: maturation of SSU-rRNA. The record is from RefSeq and is a predicted model, not a curated record.
AUGGGCAAAAAGAAUUCAUCUAGUGGGCCUGUGGCAGGCUCCUCAAAUCGCGGUCACAGACAUCCCAGGGGCUCUGGCCGUCCUGCAGGAAGAGGAUUUACUGGGCACAAAGGACGCGGACGGGACUAUGCAGGUGCAGGCUCAGUGGAUAUACCUGGAGUCUCAGAUCGCCCUGAGAGUGCAGUUGACGACGUUGAAGACGGCUCCGAAGAAGAAUCGGGCGAUGACGAAGAGGAAUUGGAUGUUAAAAUUGAAGUUCCCGUCGCCAUGUGGGAUUUUGACCAUUGUGAUCCUCGUCGUUGCUCCGGCAAGAAAUUGUCGCGACUUGGGCUCAUUAAAGAAUUGCGAGUAGGUUCUCGGUUCAGGGGUAUUGUAGUGUCACCAAAGGGUCAGCAAAUCAUAAAUCCUUCUGAUCGCGAGAUUGUUCUCUCGGGAGGUUUGGCUGUUGUGGAAUGCUCUUGGGCACGCCUCGACGACGUUCCCUUCAACAAAAUUGCUAGUCCUCACGAACGCCUGCUUCCAUAUCUCAUUGCGACAAACCCUACCAAUUACGGCAAACCUUGGAGGUUGAACUGCGUUGAAGCACUUGCAGCCGCCUUUUACAUCACAGGCUUUGAUACAUAUGCUGAGAAACUGCUCAGUUCAUUUGGUUGGGGGGGAUCAUUUUACGAUGUGAAUCGAUCCUUUUUCGAAAAAUACAGAAAAUGCACAUCAUCAGAUGACAUCCAAACGACGCAGGACAAGAUAAUUGAAGAGCUUGAGAAAAGCUGGAACGAAUCGCGAAAAAAUAAAGAAGGCGCACGCGGGCUGGAAUCAGAAGAUCUCCUCGUGGCCAACCCUAAUCAUGGCAUCGUACUGAGUGAUGAUUCUGGUGGAGAAGAGGAAACAGUCGAAGAUUUUAAUGAUCGAAUCGGUCACUCCCCACCCACAGGACAAGAUAAUCGAAGAGCUUGA